Messenger RNA from Gongylonema pulchrum, 282 nucleotides. Lineage: Eukaryota; Metazoa; Nematoda; Chromadorea; Rhabditida; Gongylonematidae. The record is from the annotation of a GenBank genome assembly.
UAUAAGGACGGUACGAGCCGACGGACCGAACUCACAGAAUCGAAGAAAGCCGACAAACUGUGCUCGCCAAAACGAAUUGAAAAAGGAGCCGACGAGCAGCACUCGCCAUACAGUCAAAGGGCCGACUUGCCGCGUGCAAUCGAGAAACUGGGCUUCCGCUACUACAGGCCACUCUGUCGGCCUAGAACUGCAUUUAAGCAGUAUAAAUUCUUUGAAGCGGACAACCAGAAGAGCUAUCGUGACCAGCAAAAUCGAUCGCCACGACACUGGUUGCUGUAUUGA